This is a messenger RNA of Harpegnathos saltator (Jerdon's jumping ant), 11143 nucleotides long. Its product is annotated as ski oncogene. NCBI's taxonomy places the organism in Eukaryota, Metazoa, Arthropoda, Insecta, Hymenoptera, Formicidae. Gene Ontology annotation, cellular component: nucleus; transcription regulator complex; cytoplasm. Gene Ontology annotation, biological process: negative regulation of BMP signaling pathway. Gene Ontology annotation, molecular function: SMAD binding; RNA polymerase II cis-regulatory region sequence-specific DNA binding; DNA-binding transcription factor activity, RNA polymerase II-specific. The coding region runs from base 1223 to 3472 and encodes 749 amino acids. The transcript has 3 exons. The record is from RefSeq and is a predicted model, not a curated record.
AGAAGAAGGAGGAGGUGGUGGUGGUGGCAGUGGUAGUGGAAGAAGAAGAGGAGCACAGCAGAGAGGAAAGAGGGAAUCCACGACGGAGGGAACUCGCGAGGAGGAGGUUCUCUCUCUCUCGUCCGAGGCUAACGGAGGACGGCGCUUCUGCGUGCGAUCUCCGCGUAACGCACUUUUCUGCCGCGAAAGCGGGAGAGAGGGAGAGUAAGGGACACGGACAAAGAGAAAGACAGAGAGAGAGAGAGAGAGAGAGAGAGACGAAGAAGACAGCGAACGACUUUAUCAUGUACGUGGAAGUGGCGUCGCGACGGAUCGCGGCUCGUGCUGGUAGCAUCGUUGUCUUCGUCGGAGGCGAAUAAUGCAGCAACGGCGGGAGGGGCGAACGUAGAGAGGAAGGAAGGACGCGACGAACGGGUUAUAGCGUGUAUAACUCGGUCUCUCGUGCUGGACGGGAGCGGAGCGAGCAAACGUGCGACAGAGGACGAGGAGAGACGGGCAGUGAGAAGAGAGAGAGAGAGAGAGAGAGUGUGUGUGUGUGUGUGAGAGUGAGUGAGUGAGAGAGAGAGAGAGAGAGAAAGAGAAGCAAGAGGUGGAGGGUCUCUUAGCGCGCGCGGGUUAGAAACCCCGCUCAGCGCUCAGUGAGAUGGACCCGGGCACGUCUGUGGACUUGGCGCGUCGAUUCGCGAGCGAGCGCGAGGAACGUGGAGCCCGCGCGACAAUGAAGACGAAGAAGACCGCCGUGACAAGAUGUUGCCGUUGGGCCCGAAUGUCGUGGAAGUGGGAUCGCGAAGCGUGCCAGUUGUUGUUCUAGUGGAUCCCCGCGCUGCGUUACUUCGGUGUCCGCGACAUAAAUAAAGAAACGCUCGGUUGACAGUUUGAAAGAUAAUACGAUAUCGAAUCGUGUAACGCGUUAUAUGAAACUUGUUCGCUUGUUCGACAGCGGCUCGACCGAGAGCGAGAGAACAUACGUUUAGUCGAGCGGUGUCAGCGGUGUCGACGAUCGUUAAUCGUCCGUCCGUCCGUCCGUUCGUUCGUUCAUUCGUACAUACAUACGUUCGUUUGUUUAUUCAUUCGUUCAUUCAUUCAUUCAUUCAUUCAUUCAUUCAUUCAUUCAUUCAUUCGUCGCCCGUCGUUUUUGAUACUCUUCCUCAGCUCGCUUGUCUCUUGCUGCGUGCGGAUACUUUCGGUCACGACACGGUCACGAAGGCACGCACGAGGAAUAAUGGAGACACUAUUGCCGGGCAACACCACUACCAACAGCCAGUCGUACAGUCCGCAGUUGAAGACCGUGCUGAAGACCUAUCAGCUGUCGGCCGUCAAGAGCCUGCAGGGUCCCAACUCGGCCCUCUUGGGCAUGGACUGUAAGGGUCUGCUGCAAGAACAGUCCGCGACAUCGUGUUUCUCACCACCCCCCAGUCGUCCAACGGUGAACUGCGGCCUGGACUCGUCGCCGUCGGAGCAAGUGCCGAGCGCGAAGGACGUCGUCAUCGAGAAGGAGCGCGAGACUUCGCCGACGACGCCCGUUCCCAUCACGCGUCAGCCGCUGACCGACUCGGACGAGGACUUCCCUGUGAACCCGGUGGACCGUCCGAAGGGUGCGUGCGAGAAACGCGAACACGAGUUCCAACGGCCGAUACUCACCGCGCCCGAUCAGAGCUGCUCCGAGAGGAGCGAGACCCUGCUGGAGGGCGAGAGGAUAUCCUGCUUCGAGGUGGGCGGCGAGAGGAGGUUAUGUUUACCGCAGAUACUCAACACGGUGCUGCAGGACUUCUCGUUGCAACAGAUCAAUCAAGUGUGCGACGAGCUGCAGAUCUACUGCUCGCGAUGCACCAGGGACCAGUUGGAGGAGCUCAAGCACUCCGGGAUUCUGCCGCGUAACGCACCCUCCUGCGGCCUCAUCACGCAGACCGACGCGGAGAGGCUCGUUAGUGCUUUACUGUCACGGACAGAACCCUGCGAUCCGUCGCAGAUCGCCCAGACCCAGGAGAGCCUCGAUAAAAAGGUGUGCGCUAAGAGUGAGGACGACGAGGAACCUAUCGUUAAGUUCAAAGUGUACCACGAGUGUUUCGGCAAGUGUAAAGGCAUCUUCGACGCGGACCUGUUCGAGACGGACGAUUCGGUGUGCAUCGAGUGUCUGGAGUGCGGUUACUCGUUCUCGCCGCAGCGCUUCGUCAGACACGCUCACAGAUCUCUGGAGAACCGUACCUGCCACUGGGGUUUCGACUCGGCCAAUUGGCGCUCGUAUUUGUUACUCUCUCGCGAUCAACAGCACUACUACAAGUCGCUCAUCCUUUUUCGCGAGCUGAAGGAGGGCACGCUCGCGUUAAACCCCAAGCGAAAACUCAAGCUGCGACACGAGCACGAGAAGUUAGCGAAACGCACAAAGAAGGACAUAGGAAAGGACGAGUGUCCCGCUAUCUACAAUGGCAACGGACUGGGCAUGUAUCAUCCGGCGGUCUCUCAAAUGGCCAGUGCCGACCCGUACCUGCAGAUGCAUUGGGCGGUCCUCGAGUUCGCCACUCGGGGCACCGCGUCCGCCUUUCGGCCUUGGAGUGCUACGGGCAAUUGCAAACACAGGGACAAACCCGCGUCUCUCUUCCUUUACAGUUCAUCGUUGGUGCCUGCUUAUCUCAGCCGAGGUCCGCCCGUGCUGCAGCAUCCCGAGCGAGUCAUCCCGUUGUCGGAGUGCGAGCGCUUCGAGCCGCACUUCCAGCCUAAUGUGGCGCUGGCGCCCAUACCGACACCUACGAUGGCACAAAUAUCGCCGUCGGCUGCGUCCUCCGUUCAUCAGCAACGGCGGCAUCACCACGAGCAUCACCAACGUCGUCACGGUCAUCGCUCGUCGAGUCCGGACGAGAAGCAGGAGAUACUGUCCGCCAAUGUCAAGCUGGAGAAAACGUCGCCGAGUCAAGCGACCCCGGCCGUCGUUGGUUCUUACCCUCUGUACUACAUGUCGGAGGACGAUCAGAAGGAAGCACCGACAACGGUCAAGGAGAAGAAAGAGGAGAAAGAGGGCGAGGAAGAGGAGAGCAGCGCGGCGGUGACGUCGUCCACGGUGAACGUCGAGCCGGUGCCAGGCGCGGGCGAGGUCGGCACCUCGUCGCCCGAGAGCGACUCCGAUUCGGAUGCCAACGGCAACGCGGCGGUGGACCUCGAGGAGCGGCUGAUAGCGUUGGAGGUGCCGCAGGACGUGCUGGAGUUGGCGCGCCGGGUGGUGCUGGAGAACGCGCAGCUGCGCCGUCAUCGGCGCUCGGACGCGCGCGAGAUAUCGAAGCUGCGCGGCCAGUUGCACAUGCAGAAGCAGCUCCAGUCCGCCGACGAGGGCGAGCCGAAGGAGGACGCGACGACGGCGCGUGCCGGCGCCGCGGCCGACAGCACCGAGGGCAGUGAGGAGACCGACGCGAGUUUACCAUCGAACAAUAAGGAGUCCGAGCCGGCCGCGCUGGCGACUAACAACGAGUCGGAACAGUGAUUAGGAUACGCGCAAGUUAUUUAACGCUCAGCAAUUACCGCGACUCUCAUCAGCGACUAUCGCGACGCUCAUCUCUGUCGGCCGAAUAAACGUGUACUGAACUUGGUGCGUUAGGUACGUGCGGGAUGCGGCACUUAAAACGGCCGCGAUCACUCGACCACCUCGGGCUAACCGUUCGAAAUAGCGUUGACAAGUUACAACUGCGAAAGUUGCAAAGUUUCAAGUUACCUAUUCGCGAGUCAUGCUUCCAAAAUCGUGCGUUUAUUCUUUCUCUGUUGCUCUUUAUCUUCGCUCUUUCAGUCAGUGCUUUGAAAUGGAAAUUUGCGUGGAAAUUUCUUCUUUUUUUAUUCUUAAACAGAUAAUGGACGUCCGAAUGUCUGCAUAUCGCAUCUGUAAUCGCAUAUGUAAAGCUGCCAAAUUCCGAGUUGAACAGCGCAUUAUGCUCUAUUUAUCCUAAGUUUAAUGGUUAACAAAAUAUUAAUGAAAGAACUGCGUCGGAAUUAGAUACGAUAUCACCGAGUGACGUGUGCGGGACAAAGGUCUUUAUCUCUGGUCGUCAACACAAUUAUACUCUGAUUACUUCCAUCAUCUGGUCUCCGUAAAUUAGUAUCGAAAGCAUAGAUUAUGUUAUACGUGAGAUUAAAAAAAAGCAACGGCUAUAAAUAUAGAAUCAAUAAUAUUGUAGCGACGGUGAUUACCGGUUGCUACUGCAGUGAAAAAUGCGAUACGUGACAAACUGUUCGUCACACUGAACAAGGAGGAUAAAAGGAAUAUGUAGAAAUAGCUAAAUAAUGCACAACAUUUCCAAGCUAAAUUCUAACGUUAAAAACGGCGACGACAACUCUCGGCAAAUAAAAAACGAAACGAGGUAACGAAAGAAAAUAUGACCUCGUGGAAAUCGUAUCGGUUCCUUUUUACCCGACGAUUCCUCACGCGACGCGCAAUUUAGAAAUGAUUCGAGGUGGUCGUCUUAAGUGCCUCGGCCCGAGUAAACGACAUUACGAUUCUAAACGAAACGAAAAACUGUUUAGGUUUAUGUGAUACGCGACGAGCCUUUAUAAACGUUAUCGCAGUUAAUUCGGAGUUUUUACGAUAAGUAACCACGUGCUGUCCAACUCAAAAUAAGAAAACAUCGAGCUAGGUAGGGUCUUCGCAUGCGCGCGCGCGCGCGCGCGCACCUCGUGCUCCCAUCGCGAAAUUCAAGCCGACCGGCCGUUGUCAGCGUAGAUAACUUGCCUUCCACGCUCAAAGACGACGGUUUCUUUUGUCAACUACGCGUGGUACGUCCACUUCCUGUUUGCAUUUCGUCGUAGCGUUCCACAGCGGAUAAGGAGAAAGAGAGAAGACGCGCGAGGUCCGCCGGGUCGUUCCGCGAAUGAAUUUCUGCUUGUCGGAUGUCGGUCGGAUGCCGCGGGGACGAACGUCGUUGUUGUCCCGUCGAAAUCUCCCGGUCUCAUCGGUGACACUGGCGGAUUAGAAGAAGGGUGAUACUCCCGGUGGGAGACGUGGUAAACCGAUGUGCCACGAGUUGGAUAGCUACGUCAGAUAUGCCUGUAUCGGUCGAUUUCGUCGAUGAAAAUCGAGCGAUACUGCAGAUACUGUGUAUAUAUAUAUCUGAGAGUGAUACAUAGAUGAUAUAUUGUAUUAUAUCGAAACAGGGGAGUAAAUUUUAAGGAAUAUACCGCGCCAAUAACAAUUACAUUUAAUGGGUAUUAUAAUUAUAAAUGAUACAUUUCGCGUAUAUUAAAUAUACGCGAGAUGUAAGCAAGAUUUUUACAAUCAUAAUUUUGAUCCCCGAUAUGCUGAGAAAAGAAGUCGAGUGAAUGAAUGAGGGAAAAGAGUAUAGUUUUGUGUGUGUGCGCGUGUGCGUGUGCGUGAAAGUAUGUGCGUGUGUGCGCGAAUAAAUGAACGAAUGAGUUAGAUUGCUUUCCAUUCUCGUCUUGUAGUCAUGAUCGCAUAAUGUAAAUAUACUGUGGCAUCAUAGGGAGGGGCAGGGGGGUAUGUAUGUUUAUAUAAUUAAUUACACUAUCAUGACGAAAUAAUGCUGAAGUACAAAAAAUCUAGAUGCUAUAUUGUUAUAUUCUAGGUAAUGCUGUAAGAGCGUAUACCUAGGUGUGUUCCAGCAGCUCGUACUACAAUUGUAAUGCCCAGAACGUUAUACGCGUUCCGAACCGAAUUGCGCCGUUACGUUACGUAUCUUGUACAAUACGUAUAUUAACGGGAUCUGCUUUUUUGUUCGAUGAAAAAAGCUCGGUCUAAGCCUAACGACAUCAUCAAUGAGGAGCGAAAGAAAUCGCGUACACGACAAUUAUCUGGUGGUUACAUACAGUAGGACCAUAAUUCGAAUCGUCGUUGAUAAGAACAUGAGUUCGACUGUUCUCACAUUUCGGACUAUCAGCGCGAUGGUGUCGCGACCGCGGCAAAUUGUUUAUUUAUAACAAGAGAACGACGAUCCAGGUAACACAAAUCGUCAAUACUCCUGUAUAGUCAUGUUGUUUUUCUUCCUUUUUUUCCAAAAAAUAAAAUUAAAGCUUUUUCUAAAAGUAUGUAUGCUUUUUACGGCAUAGCGAAUAAAAGCGAAAUGGCACGUACGUGUGGACACGUACUGUAUAUAAUUCUUGUUGAGACUACAAUGUUUUUUGUUAUUAAUAUAUGUAAUACUUUUAACUAAAGAUUCGCAACUGGGCAACUCACAUCUUUAAUAUAUACAUAUAGAUAUAUAUUUAUAUUUAUUUUGUAUAGUAUUGUUGGUACACAUAUCAUUUUAGUUGUAUUUAAUAUAUAAAUGGUCCUACUGUGAAAGAAAGAAAGAGGAAGAAAGAGAGAGAGAGAGAGAGAGAGGGGGGAGGGGAAGAAAGAGAAAGAAAUAUAUAUGUGCAGAGAAUUAUACUGUCCGCGCUGAUAGCGCUUUCAUAUUUGUCAAUGUUCAGCUGAAGAGUACAUAGAAUUGAAGAGAGAGAGAGAGAGAGAGAGAGAGAGAGAAAGGAAGACGCUAUCAGCACCGCUUAUAAUCUCUGAAUAUGUCUCGAGUUUUAGCAGAGACCGAGUGUUAAAUUAUAUGUUGGAUAUAAUUAUUUUUUUUUAUUGCGGAUUUUUAUUUUUAUGCGAACUUGAGUCGAUUGUUGGGACUGACGAUACGGAAAAGCUUCAAGAAGAUUAUUUUUCCUGCAUGAGAAUACUCCAUAUGAAUUGUCUGUGUAUCAAUUUAUUAUAUAUUAUACUACACACGCCACAAUAAAGGGAAAUAGAUUUUUUUUAAUAUAUUCAUACGAAGUAUAGAUAAAUAAAUAAAUAUAUAUAUAUAUAUAUAUUGAAGCAUGAACAAACAGCAGAUAUUAUAUGCACGUGUAAAAGAGGAUGUAGAUACAGAAAAAAAUACAUAUAUACCAGACAUAUACGCAAGAAGUAACUUUUUAUUACGGACUCUAUUGUCAUUCAUUACAUACAUGUACGAUACGCAAAUCGAUAAUGCGCGAUGGAAAUGUCUAUAUCUUUCAUUCCCCUGUUUUAUUUUAUUUUUCUUUUUUCUUUCGCCGUUGCGCUGCGCUUUUGUUUCGCCGCUUGAAUAUUUUUUUACAUGAGAGAUACGUGACGGAGAAUUCCCAGUGACAGGAUGUAGUACAAUCUCCAAGUUGAGGCAUGCUAUACGUUGCGCGAGUGUAUUUGUAAGAAUGUAAUCUUGUUUUUAUACCGACUGACUGCAAAAAUCUUUCUUGAGGUACUUGUAUUAUAUUACGUAUGUGGCCAAGACGCGCAAGAUACGAAGAGACUGACGUCGGGAUUGUAUAAUAUACAACGCGCAUCUAUUCAUAUCCGCUUGUCAGGCAUAUAAUAGCCAUUAACAAUGUAAAUCGUAUACACUUGCAUUAUAUUUCCAUUGUGUAGCAAAACAUGAUUAUUAAAUGCACGAUAGUGUAUCGCGAAAAAAUAUACACGCAUAUAUACAUGUGUCGAGACUGCUUCGAAGAUCUCUUGUAUGUACGUUUGUCUUUUCCUACCUGUUCUCUUUUUGUUUCUUCUUUCUUUUAUGUUUUCCUCUUUUUUUUCUUUUUUUAGUGUAGCAACAGUGCCAGUAAUUUUCUUGCAUCGCGUCGUAAUGGGAAAAAAAAAACGAAAGAACGCGACGAGAAAUUUGACAUUUUCAAGCUCACAAGAGAGAGGGAAAGAGAGACUCGACGUAGCUCUCUCGAUUCUAACGAUGGUGUGUCCAUGAAGCGAAUGUUAAAUUUUCAAAGCAAUCUGUUAAUGUAAAGAGAAACCUGAUUAUGUAUGAAAUAAUCGACGAUAUAGAAUAUAGAAUAUACACAUUCAUUACAUACACAUAUAAAUAUAAAUAUAUAUUUAUAUUACAUAGGGCAUUAUAUAAUACAUAUAUAUACAUGACAUUAUAUUAGACAUAUAUAACGCCCUAUGUAACAUUCGGUCAAUAUACAUAAGAAACGCAUACGUUACAUCGUAAUGUUACAAUAAUCUAAGCAUCCCAUCUAAGAUAAAGAAUGUAAUAAUCUAUGUUUUUCAUACACAUGCGAAACACGUACACACACAUACAAACGCAGUUUACCGUAGAGUUAUCUAGGACGUAACAUAUAAAGAUACUUCGUAUAAUACUUAUAAUUACAUACAGCUCGAUUUCGAGGAUACACAUUUGAAGUCUGUAUAAUUAAACGAUUUCGACGAAUCAUUGUAACUGCCAUGACUUAAGAUAUAUCUUGAUUUCAUGGAUGAAAGAAAAAGAGAGAAAGAAAGGAAGAGAGAGAGAGAGAGAGAGAGAGAGAGAGAGAGUGUGUGUGUGUGUGUGUGCGCGUAUGUGUGCGUGUGUAUCUGUGAAUACGAGAGAGUGAGAGAUGUAUUUUAAUUUCGAAUGAAUAUAUAACGCAAAUAAAAUGGAGAGUACAUACGAUGCCUGAUUUAAUUACAAAAAAAAAGGACAGAAGUUAAAAUACGAGAAGGAAAUGUAUUAUUUUUUAAAUCGCGACAUGUGUAUGCGACAUUCGAGAUUGUGUCGCUCGUGCUUAUAAGUAUAAUUACGACACCGUGUCGAAGCAAGAUGCUGAUGCUCGCGCUUGUGAUAGCGCAGACGUCGGAAGUGACUUUUCAUCGUGCGUUUCGCGAAUAUUAUCUCUGUUGUUAUAUAUACAUAUGUUUAGUCUGACUUUCGAAACACGAAUUGUGUGUAUAAGUGCUAGUUGAUACGACCUACACACGUGCUGUGCAUGCGUGUGCGUACGCUCGUCUCUCACUCGAGUGUCGCGCGAUUCGACGACGACGACGCGCGGUGGUAGUUACGAAAUUCCUCGUCUCGACGCGCCCGGCCGAAAUUGCUCGCGUAUUUUCGUCAAUCUCCAGCGACGCGUGUCUUAUCAGCGAUGCUGUUAUCACCGGGUGUAACAUAUGAUGUCGGCGCACCGCGCGCGCGCGCGCGCGGCAGACGCGAGUGUUGUUCUAUUCUUAACUUUGUACGAAAACACACGAAAGUCGUAAAGACAACGAGAACGAGCAAUACUGCUCUCGUGAUACGGACAAUCCAUAACGCGCACGCAUACGCAUAUACACGCAUCCACUCACUCGCCCAUACACGCACAUACACACACACACACACACACACGCGUGCGCGCACGCGCGCGUGCACGCACACAAAGAUGAAAACAUACCGUACACACACGCCGCAGAAAAUAAACUAUUGAAUAGACGAUAAGGCGUAUAGAGCAAAUCGGCAUCGCUUCGUUCAUGCGAUAACGAAAUAAAUGGACGAGGCGGAGACGCCGAGCGUAUCUAGCAUAAAGGGGAGAGAACUUUGCUCCGCGAACAUGUCAUAUUUCCGGCAACCGUAGGGUGGAUUCCGCUAGCGGAGAAUAUAGUACCUGCGUAAUCGGCGAUAGUCUGUAACGUAACGAUCGAAAUUUCCGAACAUGCACUCUAUUAAUACUCGGCCGCUACAAAAGUAAUUCCACGCGUACACCGUUUCGUACACUACUAGCUACCCAGACCUCACAAAUGUCAUCUUCCCGCGCGUGUAUCCAAGAGACGUCAUUAAGGACUUCGUUUAAACGUUUAGAACUUCGUCGGAUGUCCUCGGCACAUCGUCCCAUCGAGCGCCCUAGAUUUGCGGAGACAUCGUUUAGACAUCUUUUAGACAUCUCUCUCAGUCGCGUCGAGAGCGGGUCGCUUUCGGACAUUUCUGGGCGCUCGAGAUUUUUGAGACUUAGGCAUCUUUUAGGCGCCCCGAAUUUUUCGGACGCCGUUUAGACACCUUUUAGACGCCCUGAUCUUUUAAGGCGUCGUUUAGAGGUCCCCAAUUUUUCGAGACGUUAUUUAGCUGUCUCCUAGGCGUACUUCAAAUCUUCAAGACGUCGUCGGGAACGUCUUUUGGAUUUUUGUGUCGUCUGGGUAUGAGGCGCUGUGUUGUCUAGAAUUGUUAUCGGUAAUUUCAUUUAUCGAACACUUUGUAGAGGGGGAGGGGAGAGGUCGUAGUAGUGGAAAUAACUUAACGAUGCGUCGGCAACUACGACGCGCCGUACGUGCUCGAGCGAAAAAGAGAGAAGAUUUAGACGGUAGUUUAUUUUCUUGACUUGCGCUCUCUUAUAUUUAUUUCGUCGUUGAAAAAACUAUAUAUCGCACGUGUAGAGCAGGAAAGAAGAAGACGGGUCUCUCUCGCGAACUGCGUAGGAUUAUUAUACUCUUUAAGAACUUCAGCGUGUCAUUGAGAUAUAUACACAACAAAGUGCAAUACGAAAGUACAAAGUCUGACCUCUUGUUCUCGCAUUUUAUAAAUUCUCACGGGAAGGGAGAGAAAAGAAGGGAGGAGAAAUCGCGCGACACGAUCGCUCUUCUUAAGUGUUCUACGCCCUCGUAGUCGUAAGAAUUGCGAAAAGAAUAAAAGAAGAAAAAAACGUUAAAUUAGCGACAAAACGAGCGCCGGUCCUCUCUUCGCGGCGUAUAACACAUACGUAUACACACAUACACACAUACACACACGCGCGCGCGCGUGCGCGCGAGAUCUCUUAUCCACCGAGAUCGUAUCUGCGUAGCGAUAAAUUUACCGAUAAUACGGUGGAAUUCCGUUUUAUAAGCGCGUGCCCGAGAUCUCGUAUUUGCGGACAUGCAGUUGCAUCGCAUUGCGAAGAGAAAAGUGACACACGCGUAGGGACGAUUUUGUACCGAAACAAUUUUGUAUACCUAUUCAACACACAUACACACACACACACACACAUAUAUAUCCACGUGCAUUGAACACGUACACACCGAUCCGACGAACCUUCGAUAGAAUCUCGCGACUUCCGCUACGUCUGAGGUAUACAGACGUAACGUAACGUAACGUAAUAAAAAAUAAUAUAUAUAUAAGAGAAACGUCAUUUCUACGGUCAUAUAUAUAUAUAUAUAUACAUACAUAUAUAUAUAUAUAUAUAUAUAUAUGUGCCGAAGACGUUAAUGGUACCUAAGUAGUAGUCGAUCCGCAAUCCACCGAUGACUUAUAUUCGGCACGAUUACGACACAAUUGUACAUACGCGAGUAUUUUGCAAAAAAAGGGAGGAGGAAAAAGGAGGAAAAAAACGGAACGAGUCACACCCGCAAUUGUUAAGCGUAAGCCAGGAGAGCUGUUACACAGACAGGAAACAAAUAUACCACCGUCAUUUAUAUUAAUUGAUACAAAUAAAAUCAAGUUUCGAGCAA